CUCUUAAUUAGUGUUACUAAAGAGUAGGGAGAGUUUGCAGUAACAUGCGAUUGAUGUAUUAACACCUUACAGAUGAUGCUUUCACCCUGCUCACUUUUAUAGGUGUAUUCACUUGUAUCUUCACUUUGGACUUCACUUUGGACUUCACUUUGGACUUCACUUUGGACUUCACUUUGGACUUCACCUCAGACUUCACCUUAGACUUCACCUUAGACUUCACUUUAGACUUCACUUUAGACUUCACUUUGAAACUCACUCUCAUCUUCACCUCAAACUUCACCCUCACUUUCACUUCUAUCAAUGAGUCAGCCUUAGUCACUAGGAGUAGAAAACUUUCCCCAGCAGCUAUACAAACAGCUGCUUCUCUACUCCCUUGCUAUCGUUUCUCCACGCACAACUUCGAACCUUUCAACCAGAUCACCAAAUCCAACCAUGCCUCCCCAGCCUCAACCCCAGCUGACUAUAGGCGACUGGGUCCAGGGUCCUACCGCUACUGUUCAAGUUGGAUCUGAUCAUCAAGCGUAUCAGGUUCACAGAGACUUGCUCACCCACCACUCAGAGUACUUCGUCACGGCAUUCAAUGGCCACUGGCGGGAGUCCAACGGAACUGUAGUCAUGGACGACGUCGACCCGAGCGUCUUCAACGUCUUCGUUCACUGGCUGUACGCGCAGGACCUCCCAAACGAUGAGGAAGAAUGGAUCCGCGUCGCUGUCCUACCUCACAAUGGCAACCCUCCCAUGUCGGCACUCGAGGCCUGCGCAUUCGGCGACAGGAUCCUCGCACCUAAAUUUUUCGAAGCGGCCUGGAAUGCCUAUGUCAACAUGACGUGGGAAUCGGAUGUCGGAACAUCGUACGAGGAGGUUCGAUUCGUCUCCGAUAACCUCCCCGCGAAGGAUUUCCUCAUGCAAUACCUUGUCUUGGAUCAAUGCCGCAAAUGGUACCACACCACCACCACCGAAAAUCUGCGAUUCGAGGAUCUGGCGCGGGAGAACCUUCCGAAUGAGUUCAUGGCACGAUGA
Molecule: messenger RNA, 1020 nt
Organism: Periconia digitata
Lineage: Eukaryota; Fungi; Ascomycota; Dothideomycetes; Pleosporales; Periconiaceae
Source: the annotation of a GenBank genome assembly